AUGGGAGUUAUAUUCGAGCUGAUUGUGCACAGUGUAGUUUUCCUAUUCGGCGUGCCUGGUAACUGCAUCAUACUCCGUGUCUACUGGACAAAGACUCUAAAAACCAGUACCCAUGUUCUGAUCAUGGCCUUAGCCUGGAAUGAUCUGUCCGUCUGUGCACUGGCUGUGCAUCGUAUUUAUUAUCAGGUUGUUUCCAUGGCUGACUAUGAGGUCCCGGAGUUCACAUUUAUUAUCGGGGGUCUUGAGGAUAUAGCCAUCUGUACGUCGGUUAUGAUGACUGCUGUGAUCGCAGCGGACCGCUACGACUGCAUAUGCCGGCCACAGCGCCGGUUCUUCACCCACAAACGCGGCAAGAUAGCAGCUUGGGCAGCAUUCGUAUUCUCACUGGUCAUCAAUAUUCCUGCCUUCAUACCCAGAACCCUAGGAUCCAGCGACCAGUCCUUGGACCUUUGGGAGUUGGCAUUCGAGGUCAUUUACUUCGUCGUGGCGCUCGUGAUGAUCGCGCUGUGUUACUGCAAAGUCUACACCACCAUCAAGAAACACACCAAAGUCGGCGUCAAAAGUACCACUCGAGAUUGCAGCCGCGUCUCUCGAUUAGGGGACAAAUGCUCGACACGGCUUCAGGAUUCCGUAUUCACAAAUGUCGAACCGAACGUUCCUACCAUCACUUCCGUGUCGAGGUUGAUCAGUAAACCAUGCUCGAGCACGGCAGCUGAUGCCAGUAGAAUGGAACAAAGCAAGGGAGCACCGAGCCACGAAAUCGACGAAUUCGCCCUUGAUGAAAGCGGGAAAAGAUGGGCUAGUCAACCAGGAGCGACUUUGUCUGAACUUGUUCUUGUGCCAGAGGAUACAGAAUCUGGUCUUGAGAUUAAGAACAGUAACCCUCGGAAAGCCCAAGAUAAUGCAGAGCGUGCACCACCAACGGCAGAUGCAGCAGUUUUACAGUGUAAGACAACCAGGAUGCUCUUCAUCACCAGUGUUGUGUUUCUCCUGACCUGGCUACCCUACUGGAUUUAUGUUGCCGCUACGUUUGCUUCCUACUCUGACCCAAUGUUUAAUGCUAUCAUGGAACAGCUCUCCGUAACUUUUUACGUCAACAAUGCAGUUAAUCCGCUCAUUUACGGACUUGCCAACAGGCGGUUCAGGAAAGACUGCAAGACAGUUCUUAGUAAGAUGAGGCUCUGUUAA
This is a messenger RNA of Patiria miniata (bat star), 1188 nucleotides long. RefSeq names its product D(2) dopamine receptor-like. The record is from RefSeq and is a predicted model, not a curated record. Gene Ontology annotation, molecular function: G protein-coupled peptide receptor activity. Gene Ontology annotation, biological process: neuropeptide signaling pathway. The coding region runs from base 1 to 1188 and encodes 395 amino acids. The transcript has a single exon. Lineage: Eukaryota; Metazoa; Echinodermata; Asteroidea; Valvatida; Asterinidae. Gene Ontology annotation, cellular component: membrane.